GUCAGCCUCAGCGCCAAGCCAAAGGCAAAGGCUCUCUUAUUCUCCCGGUUCUGUCCUCUCAAAAUCUACGACCCAUGGGGCGAAAACCUCUUAGUUCCGAUCGCAAUUCAGUUCAUCGCGCUAACUUCGAACGAUCAGACGUUUUGUAGAUCGUAAAUCGGUUCACAAUCAGUGACGAAAGCUAGAAUAGAUUGUAUCGCCAUAGGAAGGAAACUCCAAUCGGCGGAGUUCAGCAGUAAUCAACCGAGAUGAAGAUUGGACUGUUUUACCGGGUGUUGAUUAGUUCGUUAGUAAUUCUUCAAUUGUGCCAUUACGCGGUGAAAGCUCAAAGCGCACCUUGCACAACACCAACCCAACAUCCCGGCACGUGCGUAGCGAUUGAACGGUGUCGGAAUAUCUACAACAUUGUGAAUAACCCAACACCGCCCCCCAUCGGCAUUGCCAAUUACAUCAAAAGGGCGGCUUGUACUUUGCCAAAUGUGCAGCGAAGCAUCUGCUGCCAAAUGGCAGAGGUCGUCCCCGAACCUACGACGGUGGCCCCUCCUGUCAAACCAACCAGCGACUGGACACACCGUAAUUUAAAUCUGCUGCCCCGGAACUGCGGGAUGACGGUAGCCGAUAGGUUGGCCUACGGAAAUGCAACCAAGGUGUUCGAAUACCCCUGGAUGGCUAUUCUGCGGUACGACUACAACGGCGCCAUUACGGACGGCUGCGGUGGAUCCGUGAUCAACAAGCGCUACGUCUUGACGGCGGCACACUGUGUGAAGACGAAAAGCACUAUGCCAUUACAUAGUGUGGUACUGGGAGAGCACACGAAGAACCAAGCCAUCGAUUGUAACAUUUACACUGACAAAUCCGGCAAAGAAAUUGAGAGAGACUGCGCUGAUCCUAUUGAAGAAUUUGACAUUGAGUCAUUCGUUAUUCAUCCAGACUACAACCGUCCCAAAUACAGCAAUGACAUUGCGCUGGUUCGGCUCAACAAAGACGUUGUGAUGAAAGAUCACAUUCAACCUAUUUGCUUGCCAGUAACCUCAGCCCUUCAGAAAAUACUAUUUGAAAAAUACAUCGUAACUGGGUGGGGUACAACGGAGGAGAAAGUAGGAUCCAACAUGUUGCUGCAGGCGAAUUUACCCUACGUGAACAAUGCCGAGUGUCAGCGGCAAAUGAAUGAAAAUCGUUUGAAUAUCAAACUCAACGAGAAGCAGAUGUGCGCUGGCGGAAUAAACAGAGUGGACUCAUGCAAAGGCGAUUCGGGAGGGCCCCUGGGGUUCAGUGCAACGUACAAUGGGGCACGAUUUAUGCAAUUUGGCGUGGUAUCGCUUGGUGUGGAUUCCUGUGGUGAGAAGAGCGUACCGGGAAUAUACUGUCGAGUAGGCGCUUACAUGGACUGGAUACUGGACAACAUGACGGCUUAACAAAGUGGUCUUUAGUGACGAUGUGUAUGAAGCACUGUGUGCAUGUGUUCCCAUAAGACUUACGUUAGGUGUAAUAUUGUUGUAACUUUGGACAAAACCAAAUAUAUGUUUAUUUAAAACCAAAAA
Molecule: messenger RNA, 1541 nt
Organism: Armigeres subalbatus
Lineage: Eukaryota; Metazoa; Arthropoda; Insecta; Diptera; Culicidae
Product: serine protease grass-like
Exons: 4
Coding region: 249-1415 (388 amino acids)
Biological process (GO): proteolysis
Molecular function (GO): serine-type endopeptidase activity
Source: RefSeq, a predicted model, not a curated record